AUGAGUACAUGUCAUCUAUACAAGGCUGCUAGGGAAGAAGGUUUGCAACUUUUAUUUUUAAUUUUUAUAAUUACAUUUUCAAAUGGCCUCACAUCAUAUUGUUUUGUUUGCCUCCUCGCUCUUUCUUUCUCCCUUGUAUUGGCAACUGAUAACAAUCCUCUUUUUGAUAUUUGUGUGGCAGACCCAAAAGGUCCAGUGACGGCAAGCGGACCACUCUGCAAGGAUUUGAAGCUGGUUCAUGAAAAUGAUUUCUUCUUCACCGGACUUCACAAACCUGGAAACACAUCAAACCCUCUAGGCUCAAAGGUAACCCUCUUGAAUGCACAGCAGAUUCCGGGACUCAACUCUCUCGGCAUCUCUUUCGCUCGCAUCGACUUCCAGCCCGGAGGAAUCAACCCUCUUCACCUUCACCCUCGUGGCUCCGAGAUCCUCACCGUCAUCGAGGGUACACUCGAAGUCGGAUUCGUGACCUCGAGCCCCGACUAUCGUCUCUUCACAAAGGUUCUUCAGAAGGGUGAUGUGUUUGUCUUCCCUGCUGGCCUCGUCCAUUACCAGAAAAACCCAGAACAUGUUCCUGCCGUAGCCUAUGCAUCUCUCAAUAGCCAAAACCCCGGUUCCAUUCUACUUGCAAACACUGCGUUCGGAUCUACACCUAAGAUUAACACUGACAUUCUCGUGAAGACCUUCCACCUCGAUAAGAAAGUUAUUAGACACGGUCAACAGAUGUUCUAA
This is a messenger RNA of Pistacia vera, 732 nucleotides long. Its product is annotated as putative germin-like protein 2-1. Bases 1 to 732 code for a protein of 243 amino acids. Gene Ontology annotation, cellular component: cell wall. NCBI's taxonomy places the organism in Eukaryota, Viridiplantae, Streptophyta, Magnoliopsida, Sapindales, Anacardiaceae. The transcript has 4 exons. The record is from RefSeq and is a predicted model, not a curated record. Gene Ontology annotation, molecular function: manganese ion binding.